AGACACCUGGAGUUCUGGACAAACUUCUCACGCACAGAGAAAUGUUAUCUGGUGUAAGAAAUAAUAACAGGGUGCCAUUCCCAUGCUCUCAAGAUUUCUUGUGACUUUUUGUAAGAUGUAUAGGUCAACCAAGAAAAAUGCUAACUGUCUUGUCUUGCUCACGCUCUCCUGUAUAAAUAUAAGAUGCUGAAUCAAGUCGUGGUCAGACUGCGUCCCUUGGUGGAGACGUGUCUGAACCUCUCGACCCCAUCUUUGUUGUAGAAUUCUUCUGCAGUAGUUUUCUUUCUCAGCCGCGCCGUACCCAUAUCCGCAGCAGGUCUCCAAGGUGAACAGCCUCUGGCAUGUUGGAACAAUGUAGGUAAGGGAAGUCGGCAAGCCGGAUCCGUAACUUCGGGAUAAGGAUUGGCUCUAAGGGCUGGGCCGGUGGGAGCCCCGGGGAGAGUUCUCUUUUCUUUGUGAAGGGUAGGGCGCCCUGGAAUGGGUUCGCCCCGAGAGAGGGGCCCGUGCCUUGGAAAGCGUCGCGGUUCCGGCGGUGUCCGGAUGCCAAAGCGCCGUGCUGGCUGCCGGAAAGGUUGAUAUGCACGGCGGAGACGAUCUCUAGUAAACCAGAUGAGGAGAUUGACGAUUCAAGAGCAUGAUGAAUUACCAUCUCAGCAACAACUUCAGGCAUUGAUGCGAGAGACACAGAAUCGUGUUGCUGUGCAGGGCGAUCCGAUAUCGCCUUUAAGCUUCCUGAUAACCUUAUUAAUUAUCUUAAAUCAGAUUAAUACUGCACAUUCUAAAGAAUAUUCAAAUGCUUACUGGGCUUAUUUUCCCGACCCUCCCCUUCUCCAACCGGUGGGCUGGGAGGGUCGGUCCAUUCCCAUAUACACUAAUGAUACUGUGGCUUUGGGUGGUUUUUCAGAUAAACAUAUUAUUCCUAAUCAAGUUAAUUUCUCUUAUCAUGGAGUGUUUGAUCAUUUACCUAUUUGUCUGUCUAGAUAUUUUAAUUCAACAGGAUGUCUUUUUGUUGGGGAGUCAGGAUAUGCUGAUCAUGACAAUGGUUGGAGCCUAUAUAUUCCUGGAGUAACGAAAGAAUCUAGAACUCCUCAACGUCGUAAUGGAACUGGUCCUUUAGAUAUCCCUUCCUGCGACUUUGGAACAAGGGGAAGAGUCACUGCUGCACCAUGGAAACUGUCGAGAUGGAACUGCUACGGUUUAUAACAUAUUUGGGACAAAUGAGUCACUGUGGGACUGGUCUCCAGACUCGGCCCGAAACCCUGGAGCUCAGGAUAAUAGAAACUUUGCAUCCCGUAUUUGGAAUUUGGGCGGCUCUAAAGUGUUCCAAACAGAAAUCUGGAAAUUAGCUGCCGCCCUUGGAUGUGAGGGUUCCUACCUUCAGGUGGGAUCGAAAGUGAGACAUGGUUAUUUAUGGAAUCUCACCAUGAGGUACCCUCGUGCAUGUGUGCCUCACCUUUAUGCUUUAUUAGUAGGAUCUGUAAAAAUACAACCUGGGUUACGAAAUUAUGAUGUAACUUGUAACAAUUGUACCUUAACUAACUGCGUCAGGGGAAUUACUAAUCAAACUAGGGUUCUAGUCUUAAGACAGCCUGCUUUUGUUAUGGUUCCUGUAAAGAUUAAUGGGUCUUGGUAUGAUGAAAAAGGACUUGAACUUUGGAGAGAAGUAGAGGGUGCUUUAAUGCGUUAUCGCAGGGGAAUAGGGUUAAUAAUUCUGGGAUUUGUAGCUUUGGUAACCCUUAUUGCCGCCUCGAUUACUGCAGCCCUAACCCUGGCACAAUCAGUGCAAACUGCAACUUGUGUUAAUAAUCUGGCACAAAAUGUAUCCGUUACCCUGGGGACUCAAGAAGAUAUUGACAAAAAGUUAGAGGACCGAUUGAAUGCCCUUUAUGAUGAUGUAAAAUUUUUAGGUGAAGAGGUUCAAAGUAUAAAGUUGAGAUUACGGGUACAAUGUCAUGCUGAUUUUCGAUGGAUCUGUGUUACCCCCAAAAAAUAUAAUGGUAGUAUAACUGCUUGGGACAAGGUGAAAGCUCAUUUAGAAGGUAUUUGGCAUAAUGAAAAUAUUUCCUUACAUUUACUGCAUCUACAUCAAGAAAUAAUGAAUAUUGAAAAUGCGCCCAGACCUGAUUUGGAUGUUGCAAAAAGAGCUGAGUCUUUUGUUAAAGAACUUUUUCGACAUGUACCUACCAUCGAUAGUAUUUUGUACUUGGGAGUGGCCAUAGGAGGACUAUUCUUAAUAAUUUUAACUGUUUUAUUUCUUGCACCUUGUUUAAUUAAAAAACUGAUUGAUGAUCUAUGGAUAAUAAAGGCUUCCAUCUAUGGAAAUUGUCUGCGGUUAAAGGAACAUAAGCGUGCGCCUAUAUAAAAA
Bubalus bubalis (water buffalo) is the source of this 2365-nucleotide messenger RNA. RefSeq names its product endogenous retrovirus group K member 13-1 Env polyprotein-like. The transcript is spliced from 2 exons. Bases 1424 to 2362 code for a protein of 312 amino acids. NCBI's taxonomy places the organism in Eukaryota, Metazoa, Chordata, Mammalia, Artiodactyla, Bovidae. The record is from RefSeq and is a predicted model, not a curated record. Gene Ontology annotation, molecular function: structural molecule activity.